UUCCUGCGCCGCUGCACUUUCUAACCAACCUGCCUUGGGCAGACAUGACUUUCUAUCGCAUACCUUGUCUGCUCAUUACACGGAGUCAAUUACAAUAUAAUUGCUUCAAUAGGUUUGGGUACCGUUGGAGCUCGACCAGCUCCAAAGAGCCUCUUCGUAUCCUCUUUUGUGGAUCAGAUGAAUUCAGUGCUGCCUCAUUAAACGCGCUCCAUGCGGAACAUCUCCGCGCGCCUCAAACUAUUGAAUCUAUUGAAGUUGUAUGUCGGCCUGGGAAAAGGGUAGGCAGGGGAUUGAAAGAGAUUCGUGAAGUGCCGAUCAAACAUGCUGCAACAAAGUUGGGACUUCGAAUACACGAAAUAGAUACCUUCACUGGUUGGACACUUCCAAAUACCCCGAUUGACUUGAUCAUUGCUGUAUCAUUCGGCUUGUUCGUCCCGUCUCGAUUACUGAAUGCAGCGAAAUAUGGAGGACUGAACGUCCAUCCUUCGCUGCUGCCAGAUCUUCGAGGACCGGCACCUCUGUACCACACACUUCUGAGGGGAAAAACUCAUACUGGUAUAACUCUACAAACGCUUCAUCACAAGCAUUUCGAUCACGGUGUUAUAUUGGAUCAAACCCCCGCCCCAGGGUUUCGAAUACCCAAUCCUGAAAACUGUACAGUAUCUGAACUCGAGGGCAUAGCUGCAUCAGAAGGUGCUGAAAUGCUGGUAAAAGGCAUUCGGAAUCAAGUAUAUGUGUCCCCGUUGAAAGAUGCCGGGUGGCGCGCCGCCACAGGUAGUAGCGACUUUGCCCACGCGUCCAAAAUCACUCCUGAAGAUAGACAUGUGGAUUGGCAGAAUUGGACACUGAGUGAUAUCAGGCGUCGUCAGCGAGUGUUAGGUCGUUUAUGGAACAAGGCACUCGUGCUCUCGAGGUCGCCGGAUGGAAAUAGCGCUAUCUUUCAGCACAAAAGAAUCAUUCUUGAGGAUAUUGAAGAGGCAUCAGAUCGUAUCUCAGAGAGCCGACGUCUUGCGUUACUACCAGGAGUGCCAUUUGUAUGCGGAAGUCUUUCAGAUGAACCAUCUUGCAGUGUCAAGUCUCUCUAUGUUUACACGUCUGAUGGCCAUCUUCUGCGUCUACGCAAAGUUAAAGUUGAAGGUGGGAAAAUUAGUGACGGCUUCACUGCUGCUCUUAAAGCCCGCAUGUUGUCUCAAAACGCUAUAUGCCUCGAGAAUGCCGAGUUUAGCUUAUCCCAUAAUCCUCUUACAUAAGGUUAGAUAUUUU
Messenger RNA from Talaromyces proteolyticus, 1263 nucleotides. Its product is annotated as methionyl-tRNA formyltransferase family protein. Gene Ontology annotation, biological process: biosynthetic process; conversion of methionyl-tRNA to N-formyl-methionyl-tRNA. The record is from RefSeq and is a predicted model, not a curated record. Gene Ontology annotation, cellular component: mitochondrion. The coding region runs from base 45 to 1250 and encodes 401 amino acids. Gene Ontology annotation, molecular function: methionyl-tRNA formyltransferase activity. The transcript has 4 exons. Lineage: Eukaryota; Fungi; Ascomycota; Eurotiomycetes; Eurotiales; Trichocomaceae.